AUGCCCUACCCAAAUGGCAUCCCCGGUGUCCCCGGAUCGGCCCCGCAGCAGCAACAGCAGUCUCAGGCACAGCAACCUCAGGAUCCUUCCGCCAUCAAAUUAACUCGAGGGACCAGCUGUGUGCUUUGUCAACAGCGUAAGGUCCGCUGUGACAAGAACAAGCCGUGUGCCAACUGUGUAAAGGCCAAGGUUGAAUGCCGUGUUAUUCCACCCCAACCUCCUCGACGCCGGAAGAAGCGUCUCCAGGAGAAGGAUCUGAUAGAUCGGCUAAAAAAGUACGAAACCCUUCUAGCGGAGCACGGUGUCAAAGUUGAGGCCAUCGGGCAUGAAUUAAGACCAGAUGGCCCCCCAGGUGAAGAUGUCGAAGAACUUGAGAACGAUUUUGAAGGCCUGAAGACAACCCCUGAAGCUAGUUCAUCCCCUGCACCAUCUAAUUCAGAACAACGGACUGGCGGCGGUGCUUGGUUUUCUUAUCAUAAGGAGUUUCGAGCCAGUGAACACAUGCUGCAAGAUUCCUCUGAUGAUGAACCUGAAGUAGGCUCAAGUAUCCACCGUGCCUUUGAUCGAAUGUUUGACACUGAUGGGUUUCCUUUCAUCAUUGGAGCUGCCCCAGUCCCUAUUGCGAAUCUUCAUCCUUCCACAAUACACAUCUUCCAGCUCUGGCAAAUAUAUAUCGACAACAUUAAUCCCCUGCUCAAAAUAACACAUGUUCCUACGGUUCAAGCACAGAUCAUAGAGGCGAGCUCGGAUCUCGAAAACGCACCAAAGAACAUCGAGGCUCUCAUGUUCUCCAUGUACCUCAUGGCGAUCACAUCGCUUGAGGAUGCAGACGUUUACAAACGGUUCAACGAGACCAAAAAGGAGCUCCUAGCAAGAUACCAUACAGGUACGCAGCAUGCGCUGACGAAAGCCGGAUUUAUGAGAGUCAAUGAUCCUGUUCUCUUGCAGGCGUAUAUUCUUUACCUCUUUGCUGUUCGAUGGUUCGUUGACCCUCGCCAAGUAUUCUGCCUCAUUGGUCUAGCUGUCCGCAUUGCCCAGCGGAUGGGAUUUCACCGAGAUCCAGCACAGUUUGGGCUACCGCCAUUUGAGGUUGAGCAGCGUCGCCGACUGUGGUGGACCCUUGUGGGAUAUGAUCGACGGCUUGGAGAGAUGGCAGGAUCAACAGUAACUGCUCUCUCGACUGGUGGUGACUGCAAGAUCCCCAUGAAUGUCAACGACUCGGAUUUACAUGUUGACGGUAAGGAGUUACCCACACCACACUCUGGACCAACCGAGAUGCUCUUUUCUCUUACGAGAGUCGAGCUUGCUAUGGCGGUUUCAAGCGAUAGUAAUCGCGACAGCUACAAAAUGAACAACACAGACAAAAGUCCUGCUGGGACACCCGCUUCCAAGAACCAAGCUACCAUCCGUCUUGCUGGUCAAGACGGCCCUGCCUAUACGCUCGAUGGUUUCUGUGCACACAUAGAAGGCACUUACCUGAGCCAAUGCGACCCUAAGAUCCCCCUACACUUCUUUACCCUUACCAUGACCCGUCAAGCUAUGUGCAAGAUGCGAAUCAUUAGCUUCCUUGUUCGAAUGCAUAGCAAUGACGACAAUCUACCCCUUAAAGACGUUGAACGCGACAGCCUCUUCUUGCAAGCCACGCAAAUGAUCGAAUACGACAACGUUGUCCAGUCAUCCGAGUCCCUCCGGCCCUUCAAAUGGUACUCUAUGCACCACUUCCCCUUUCCCGCUUACAUGUUUCUUGUCCAGGAAUUACGCCACCGCGUCUCUGGCCCAAUGGUAGAGCGAGCAUGGGAUGCCAUCGAAAAGAACCAUGACCUCCGUGGACUUCUCAAUAACUACCACAAUCCUAUGCAUAUGGCUUUUGGUGGCCAUUUUAUCAAAGCCUGGGAUGCACAUGAAGCUGCCUUGGUAGCUGCUGGCAGACAAGUCCACAGGCCAGCUUUCCUAGGACCUUUGCGUGAGCGUGUAGCAGCUCGCCGGCGAGCAAAACAGGCCAAUCGACCUUUUCCGAAUCCUCCCCAGCCUCCAGCCGGCGUCCCGCAUUCUCAGAUCACGACGCCCUCUUCCAGUGGGUUUGCCCCAUCUGUUGGCCACAUGACGCCUGGAACUGUACACCACGGCCAACGUGCAAACUCGGGCUCCGUUGCCUCCAGCGACGAGCCUGGCGAGAUGGACUGGACUUAUAUGAUGUCUGGUUACAAUGACACUUCAAGUUUUACCCCCAUGGGCGGAUUUGGCAGCUUCAGUGGUGGCUUUGGCGGGGGUAUGCCUGGUAUGCCACCUGGGAUGGGAGGUAUUGGGCGCCCUCCGACUGGUAAUUCUCCAGGUGGUCGUAUGUAUGGUGGGAAUUAA
Molecule: messenger RNA, 2358 nt
Organism: Fusarium musae
Lineage: Eukaryota; Fungi; Ascomycota; Sordariomycetes; Hypocreales; Nectriaceae
Exons: 4
Coding region: 1-2358 (785 amino acids)
Biological process (GO): DNA-templated transcription; regulation of DNA-templated transcription
Molecular function (GO): DNA binding; DNA-binding transcription factor activity, RNA polymerase II-specific; zinc ion binding
Source: RefSeq, a predicted model, not a curated record